UACUGAAAUAAACGGGAAGUAUUUCAGAGAGGCACUUAGUUAGCCACCUUUAAGCUACACACACACACGCACACACACACACACACACACACACACACACACGUGCACGCACACACAUCGCUUUCAGUGACAGCAGUGAACUGUGAGAGAGGUGGAGGUGAGGUUGUAACUGUAUAGAUUCCUGAUGGCGUCUGGACCUAGCAGCAGAAUGGAGGAACAGCCACCAGCGCUGCCUGUCAAAAAGCACAGCCGUUCCUCCAGAUGCUCCAGUGUUGGGUCUGACUGUGUGAUGCUCAGCUCUGUUGGACUCCAGCAUCAGAACUACACAUACAACGACGUCUUUGCUGAACCCACCGACUGUCAUGCAGCAGAGUGUCCCAUACACUACGAUCCCUCCCAACACCCGGCGAGAUUUUUCUCCGCUGGCACCCCGCCGCCUGUCCCAAAGAAAAAGUUAGCUCGCACCCUCUCCCUCCCUGGCACCAAUCUGCAUCCACUCUCCCCUCUGUCUCCCCUGUCUCCACUGCAAACACACCCUCAAAACUUCGACAACCCCCUGUACAUGCUGGCACCCAUACCUAACACCUUUUUCAGAGAGGACACAGGAGAGUUUAUUGGGAGUCACAACCCUUUACUGCACCUCUCCCAGCUGUCCUUUGACACCCCGGACGAACAUCUGCCCUUCCUAUUUAGCAGAUUUGACGACCAGAGGGUUGUUUCUCAGGGGAUUCAGCAUCGACAUCUUCUGUUUUUGAGAAUCGUUGCACAGAGCGUGGAGGCUGGGAUCCUGCUGCAGGGAGAGGCCACAGAGAGAUACGCCAGCUCAUACCAGCCUCAGGAUUUCCUGCUGUGUGAGGGAAGCGAGCCAAUGCAGAUAGGAGACACACUUUUCUACGGCCUGCACAGCCCCAAGCAACCCGGAGGAUGCUUGGUUUAAGGGUACACCAACAGACUGAUGAAGCCUCCUCAGCUCACACCAUACACCAGCAUGUCAACGUGCAAGAUGUUAUUGCUCAUUUCCAAGCAGGCAACACCCUGAGGGAAGAUUCCAGUAAAUUACAAACUCAAGAUCUCUCUCAUCCUCUGAAGUCAGACUGCAGUGCUGCUACACCAGCAGGUGGAGGCAGCACUCAGCUUGAAACAGCUCAUGUGAACAUUAAUCUGCCCUCUGUUCAGUCACUCCUGCAGAAAGGACUUUCAGUGAGUGUUGAGAGAGACCUUCCUCACGCCACUCUAGAGGACUUUGUCCAGGUUAACAGCUCACUUCAGUGCACUGACUGUGAGGACUAUGAUAGACAGGUAUGUGCUCUGUUGCUGCAGAUAUUACUGGGCUCAAAAAAUCUGUAUGACAUCGUGCCACGGCGGCUGACCUCAGACCUCGGCACAUCUUUUUAGUGUGGCCAUAUAAGGAUAAUGAGGAGGGAGAAGACAAGGAUGCUUCUGAAAUGAAGAGAGGUUUCACUACCAACAGAAAGAUCAAAGAAGGAAAGACAGAAAAAGGGAUCCAGAUGUUAUGCAGGACACACGGUUUCCCUCGUGUCGUGUUAACCCCGGUGUCAUUUGCUCCAGUACCUCACCCCCUCGCCUACAUAGAAUCCCAGAUUGCAGCUCUAAUUAAAUACUGCCUCCACUCACAAGAGAGCCUGGCCUCAUCUCAGUCCAAGUCCUUGUACCGAAGAGGGCUCCUCUUUCUGAACUGUAUGCUCCACACUGACAGCAGCGGGCCGCAGAUGGCUGACAUGGUGGCCCUGCUUCAGGUUCUCCUCUGGGGGCCACGUGCCUGGCUCUUCAAUCAGAAAGGCUCUAUGACCCCCGCUGUGGGCAACUGGCUGACAGUCAAGCGAGCGCUGCUGGUGAUGAAGCUGGCAGAGAGAGGGCUGAUCCAGGAUCAGUCUGCGCUGAGUUGGGAGGACUGUUUGUGCCUGCAGUAUCUGUCUUUCAUAGACGCCGAGACAGUCGUGAAUGUGACCAGUCAGCUGUCACUCACUCUGAAUCUGGACGGAUCCUUGUGAAGUUAAAUAAUUAUUUUGCCCACUCUUGAUCGUGACUGUUCAAGAUAAUUUGAAUUGUCACACUGAGAAAGAUAUUCCAAUCCUUCCUUUAAAAAUACAAAACAUGGAUGUUCUUCAUUACUGCUCAUCAUGUAACAUUGAUUUGAUAAAAUGCUGCACGUAUUUCUGGUGUAAUAUUUAUCAUUACGUGCCCUAAAUUUGUAUUUUCCAAAGCAGCUUAUACUAGAAGGAGGGUUUAGGUCAGAUCGUAACGAUUAUCAUGGCCAAAAUAACUAAGAUUAAGUAAUCACAAUCACAAUGUUUUAAUAUAAAAUCAGCCAAACUCUUUUGUUUUUUGAGUAUAUUUUUCAGGAUAAAUAUUGUACUAAAAAAAUGAUUGAUUUAAAGCAAACUGGAUAAUGAACAGUAUUAUCACAUGUAAUACUAACAUGCUUUUCUGUUGCAUAUCAGUGGUAGUUACUACCCGUACAUAGUACCUCUAGAUGAAAUUGUACAACUUGACAUUUUUUUGUUUAUGAAAUGUCCUUUUUUCCCCAUGCUUUACAGAUUUUUCAGACAAAACCCACUGAAAUUGUGAGCAUGACUGUCCAUAAUGUCUCCAUUGUAUGCUUAUUCAUAAUAAAAUCAAGAUUAGAGAUGCACUUAA
Messenger RNA from Eleginops maclovinus (Patagonian blennie), 2658 nucleotides. RefSeq names its product PEAK family member 3 (gene peak3). NCBI's taxonomy places the organism in Eukaryota, Metazoa, Chordata, Actinopteri, Perciformes, Eleginopidae. Bases 185 to 937 code for a protein of 250 amino acids. The record is from RefSeq and is a predicted model, not a curated record. The transcript has 4 exons.